This is a messenger RNA of Rosa chinensis, 1209 nucleotides long. RefSeq lists its product as uncharacterized. Gene Ontology annotation, molecular function: RNA-DNA hybrid ribonuclease activity; nucleic acid binding. The transcript has 4 exons. Lineage: Eukaryota; Viridiplantae; Streptophyta; Magnoliopsida; Rosales; Rosaceae. The record is from RefSeq and is a predicted model, not a curated record. Bases 1 to 1209 code for a protein of 402 amino acids.
AUGAGGGUCUGCGUAGACUAUAGAGACCUUAAUCUCGCUAUACCUAAAGAUGUCUACCCCAUGCCAGUCGCAGAUAUGUUGGUAGACGCCGUAGCAGGACAUGAAUUGUUGUCCUUCAUGGACGGCACCGUAAGGUAUCACCAGAUUUCGGUCGCAGAGGAAGACAGACAUAAAUCCGCAUUCCGGUGUCCUGGGUUCGCGGGUAAAAUCCAGCCUUUCUCUCCAUUGUUGAAGCUGCAGGGUCAGAACGAGUUUGUAUGGGAGCCUAAACAUCAAGAGGCUUUCGACAGAAUCAAGGCCUACCUAGCGAGCCCGCCAGUGCUUGUUCCCCCGAGAGCUGGAUUUCCAUUGAAGCUAUAUAUUUCAGCGGCUGAGGCUUCUAUUGGCAUUCUGCUCGCCCAGGAUGAUGAGGGAGGCGUCGAGCACGCCAUUUUCUACCUCAGCCGAACACUGACAGAUUGCGAGACAAGCGUGCAAGUUGCGACACUACAUGUUACCUUUACUACCUGCAUCAUCGCUCAAAUCGACCUGGUCAAGUACAUAUUGUCGCGACCUAUUCUGAGAGGCCGCAUUGGCAAGUGGGUACUGGCCCUGUCCGAAUUUUCUCUGCAAUAUGUGCCUCAGAAAGCAGUAAAGGGACAGGCCAUCGCAGACUUUUUGGCACAUCACCCCAUGUUGGAUAUCCCCACGGUGAAGGAGUUAGAGAUAGCGACCGUAACUACAAGUCGACCGGAUUUGGCGCGCAUCCCAGAAUACGCCAUAUGGUACCAAGCCACGGUUUCCUUGCAAACCUGGGCAGAGUAUGCGGCCCUUACUAUUGGCCUAGAAGUCUUACUGGAAUUGGGAGUAAGGGACGUUCAGAUCCGCGGCGACUCUCAGUUCGUGAUAAAUCAGCUUCAAGAAAAAUACAGAUGUGUAAGCCGGUUGCUCGUACCAUAUUUGAAUCACGCUAUUGAACUUCUGGAUCAAUUUGAUGACACGGAUUUGGAGUACAUCCCUCACGAGCGUAAUUUUGAAGCCAAUGAACUCGCUCAAAUGGCUACAGGCAUUACAUUGAAGUAUAGGCUUCGCGAGCGCAUUCUGAAAGUUACGCGUCGCACUCUACCUUCAUGGCUCGCGCGACCCGACCGGCCUGAUGAUCCAGUCGUCGUGGUCUUAGAGCCUAUUGACGUCGACUGGCGCAUUCCGUUGAUAGAUUACCUCAAAUAA